This is a messenger RNA of Dermacentor albipictus, 2888 nucleotides long. RefSeq lists its product as uncharacterized. Gene Ontology annotation, molecular function: serine-type endopeptidase inhibitor activity. Lineage: Eukaryota; Metazoa; Arthropoda; Arachnida; Ixodida; Ixodidae. The record is from RefSeq and is a predicted model, not a curated record.
UUGGUCGUCUGUUCCCUGGGCUGGUCGUCCUGCCGCCCUCGGCGUCUAGCCGUCGAAUACGUAACAGGUGGUGGCAGCGGUCUGCGGACAGCGGAUGGAGCGCAAGUCGGUGGUGGCCUUGGCGUCCGGUUUGCACUAGGCUUAGAACUCAUGGAUCGUCCGAAGAGGGGCGCCGCCAAGGCCACGUCACCGCUUUCGAAGACGUCGCUCUCUCAGGACACCGAUCACAUACUCUGCUCGUGGCACCGAUUCGUGCGACUCCGGGACCUUGAUGAGCUCCGAGCUGCUACCGACCAGAGGAAAUGGCGGCUGGGCCAACGCGCCGGUCCGCUUGCCACGUCCCAGAGGGACGCCGCACUUCGUUACCUCUCAGCGUACCCCUACCCGGCGGACGAAGCGCUCUCCUCCCAGUGCGGCACGGACAAUUCCGAUGAAUCCCAGGUUCCCGUGGGCCAGAGCCUCUGCUACGCGUUGCUCGUGGUUCUGACCGGUGUAGUGGCGUUGUCCACAGGUGUCGUGCUGGUCAGGCUGGUGCCCGCUGCCACGAAUUCGUCGAAGAGCUUUCUUGUGCGAAAUGUCGGUGCCCCCAGCGAGUUCCUGCAAAUGGGUUCAAGGCCAUCGCCGAAGGCAAAAUCGUCAGCCAUUGCAGCAGCGCCCGCACGGCCUUCCGGGCUGCUCCGUGCGGCACCUUCCGUUGUUGGCGAGACCAAAGCACUGCAGAGCACCACCCGAACGACCUCGGUAAACGCCGCUUCAGCAAACAGCGACACGCGGAAACAAGAGCAUGGAAUGAGGACCGAGCCGAUGACAGGCCUCCUUUUCAAGGAGUCGGAGUCUAAUGGUGACGAGGAUGGCUCGGAAGAGAAAAUCCACCUGUGCGAUCUCGCCUUCUUUACGUACUGCCCGAGAAUCCAGCACCAGUUUUACUUCAACCGCAUAACAAACUCGUGCGCGCGGGCGACCAUGUCAUACGGCGUGGAGGUCUGCAACCGCGGCGCCAACAGGUUCUCUUCCCGGGUGAGCUGCAAGAGGAGCUGCGUUGACAGCCAUCAACCGUCGGGAAGGUGCCAGGACACGCCUGUGUUCUCUCAGUGUGGAAGCGCCGACCUGAAGAGGCGCCUGUGGUUCUUCGAAGGCGAGGCCUGCCGACCCUGGGACUUCCCGUCGGGCAAGUGCCCCACGGCUGACGGGGACCUGUUCAGAAGCCACGGGGCGUGCGUCCGCAAGUGCGCCACCAACAAGACGUACGUUCCGCUCUGCCGCACUCCCCCGUCCGGCGUGUGCGCCGGCCAGCGCCUCAAGUACCCCUACUUCGCCGUCCAAGCGCCAGGCGAAACGAAGAUGCGCUGCCUACGAACGUCGGGACUGAGCCUGCGCAAGCGCCUCUGCCUGACCGGCACCAACAGGUUUCCCUCGCUGGCCUCGUGCAAGCGCGCCUGCGCAAGCGGCGCCAGCUUCGAGAGUCGCGACUAGCUAUGGUCAUACCUUGUCGCCGUUACUUAAUAGUAUUACCGUUUUCUUGGCUCGGGUGGAUGUCCACUUCCCGAGCAUUUCUUUAUCUUGUGACUGUUUAUCGUUUAUAAACUCUUCACGUGUACGAUGAAUUCGGGCUCAGACUUAAACUCGGCCAACGAACAAGGUUGCCCUUGCUCAUAGGAGAUGCGCGCAUCACACAAAAAAAUGUGUGUUAAUACUUUCGGCGAAUAAUACCUAGGCACAGAGUAGGCGUUUGUUGAUUCCUAAAGCCACUCCAUUCAUCAUAAUACGGCCUCUCCGGUGAUAAAACCUAAAUAUCGUUUCCUCGGGCAGGUAAGGAUUACUAGCGUGUUGUAUUUGCAGUUACACUCUGUGCCUAGUAACGAAGGAACUACGAAAGUAUCAGAAGCUCAUACUUUUCAUCUCAUUGUUGUUACCACCAUCACAGUCGUUUGCAUCAAUUUGCGAAGUGCAGCAGCGUCAUAUAUAUUUGAGCUCAAAUGCUUAGUCACUUUUCAUGCUGACAUGUCUCAAAAAUGACGGCGUAUAAUUCGUGUCGAAUUGUCAAACAUCGCAAUAAAGCUGUCACGUACACGCUCAAGUUUCAAAUGGUGACUCAGAAUACGUACCUCAAAAUUUAUAUCACGUGUUAUUGUAUUUUGCUACUUUUUUAUAAUUCCCUAUUCGUUGUUUUUCUUGUCAAUUCUAAAUUUACUUUUCGCACUCUUGGUCAUAAUUACGCAUCUAACCACUUUGUUCAGCUGCUAUUUCAAUUGUACUGUAAGGGUCACUAUAACGGAUGGUCCCGUUACAUUUCUUCUCUAGGACCUAUUUCUAUUUAUUCAUCGUUAGCCACUGUGCCAUACCUGAAACCAAUAAACGGGAACUGAAACAUCGGUUACACCUCUACAACUAUUCACUGCUGUUCGACAAAUCAGGGAAGUUAUGCUGCAGUGUGGGAGCUGGCUUUAUUUAUUGCCCGGAGCACCGAUGCCCCUUUAGGGCAAAUCCUGCGAAGUUCUUACCGCAGUACCAAUUGCGUAGAAAGCAGAUGUAAUUCCUUUUACUUGCACCUGUAAGUUGCCUUGCACCUGCGUACACAUCCAGUGCCCGUCGAGGUUGAGCGACUAAUCAGGGAUUACUAUAUUAGGUUUUGACAACGAUACAGGCCUGUUUGACAGGAUAUGCCAUAACACAGGUUGUUCUGAUCCUUAUAGCCUACAACUGAGUUCGACCGACGCAGCCGUGCAAGUUCCGUCAUCUCAAAAAGCUGAAAUUUAGACGCUACCAUGCUAUUUUUUUGCGUAAGUGUUUCAGUUACGGCGCAUAAUAAAUUGCACGCUUUUGUACAAUUUGUGGUUUGCUACGUAGUUCAUAUAGAUCAGUUAUGUAUGCCGACAUUGUGCACAACC